Messenger RNA from Pimephales promelas (fathead minnow), 616 nucleotides. NCBI's taxonomy places the organism in Eukaryota, Metazoa, Chordata, Actinopteri, Cypriniformes, Leuciscidae. The record is from RefSeq and is a predicted model, not a curated record.
ACAGGUGAUUUCCAUUAGGGUUGGAGUUGCCCAGAACUCCAAUUGGAUCUUUAAAAACGCAUUUCCAAAAAGUGCUUUAAACUCUUUUCAUAGCGUUUGCUGUGGGACUCAGGUGGUAUUUUGAUGCAGCAACAGGGUUGUCCUUUGUAGUUUUGUGGUCCUCGCUGUCCACCCCUGCUGACUCACUAAUUCAGUGCAUCUUCCAGCAGAGUUGAUUGUGAGAUCGCAGGUCGAGAGGAUGACAGUUCAAGUGUACUGCUUGUUUAGUGCGGUUUUAUUGGGUCUGUCUGCUUGUUGGAGCACAACACACGCUGGAGUCCUAGUGUCCGGUCGGUGUCCGGCGAUGCUGACGGUCAUGCCGUCCCGUCGAGGAUGCACUUCUGAUAGAGACUGCUCUGGAGGACACAAAUGCUGUCAAUUUCCCUGUGGGCGCUCGUGUGUGCCGCCUGUUUUCACAAAGCCAGGAGAGUGUCCAAGCAAAAAAAUUGGAGCAGAAACGUGUGACGAUUUGUGUCACUAUGACAGUGACUGUCCGAACAAUGAGAAAUGCUGCAGCAAUGGAUGUGGACAUCAGUGUAUGGCUCCAUUUGCAGUGAAGACAAUGGAGACACUAUAG